CUACAGUGCAGGAGGAAGUGGGCGACGAUCUGCCGUCUCUCUCCACAACGGCUGCGGGGACUGGUAACGGACGGACCAUGUCGAUUGGAGAGGAAGUCGUUGAGGUCUAUCUUCUUGGUUCGCAGAUGCAUUAGCAGCGCGCCCUCCCUUUUGCUGAGAUGCAACACUUUCUUGGUGAGCGUCGGCGUGUGCCUGUAUAUCGCGCUGUCUUCCCUGUCUGCUAGUAUCUUAUAA
Messenger RNA from Bipolaris oryzae ATCC 44560, 234 nucleotides. RefSeq lists its product as uncharacterized. The record is from RefSeq and is a predicted model, not a curated record. NCBI's taxonomy places the organism in Eukaryota, Fungi, Ascomycota, Dothideomycetes, Pleosporales, Pleosporaceae. The transcript has a single exon. The annotation marks the transcript as partial.